AUGGCUCCCGGUGCUGCUUCUUCGCCUGAGAACAUCAUGGUGGACCUCGGCUCUCCCACCCCGGGGAUCAAACUCAUCGACCUGGGCGAUGCCGUGCAGCUGUCCGCCCACCGCCGGUACGUCCACCUCUUGCUCGGAAACCCGGAGUUCGCUGCGCCCGAGCUCAUCCGGGGCACGCCGGUCUCUGUCGCGACAGACGUGUGGAGCGUCGGCGUGCUGUCCUACGUGAUGCUCAGUGGCGUUUCCCCGUUUCUGGACGAAUCACCGGAGGAAACCUGCGUCAACAUCUGCCGCCUGGACUUCUGCUUCCCGGACGAAUACUUCCACGACGUGAGCCAGGCGGCGAGGGAUUUUGUGUCCUCUGCGCUGCAGCAGGAUCCCAGGAAAAGGCCGAGCGCUACCUCCUGUCUGCAGCACCCGUGGGUGGGCCGCGGGGGUGCACACGGUGGGGAGUACUCCAAGACGCCCCUGGACACCACACGGUUGGCCACAUUCAUUGACCGAAGGAGACAGCUGCACGACGUUCGGCCCAUCACGAAUAUCAAAGGGCUGGUGAGCAGCAGCAUGGGCAACACACCGUGACAGUCAGAGGCUCGGAGUGUGUGAACACUCACUAACAAUCCAUCUGGGACCACCAGGGCACCCUCAAUAACAUUACGAAAAUAUUAGAAGCAUUUAAUUAUCUGUAUUUAUUAAUGUGCAAGUGGGAAAGGGAGUUGGUUGCCUGAAUCCUUCCUGUGGCACCAUGAGUCCACGGCUGUAUGAUAUUUAAUCACUGACUAACACUUUGAUCUUUGGCCGUGUAUCAACCAUUAAUUACAUGUAGUCUUGCUUUUGCCAGACAGCAGUCCGGGAUGGAAGAGAAGCGUUUCUCUGGUUUAUUGGUAUUUCUUUAAGCCAAUCACAACCGUCUCUGAAAGAAACUUGUUCUGGUGGAACAUGUGUACGUUCAAAAGUUCUUUUAGUCGUGCAACAAAAAACUCAGAUUGGACAGAUAGUCUAGCUAGCUGUCUGGAUUUACCCUGCAGAGAUCUGAGGACCAGGU
Messenger RNA from Etheostoma spectabile (orangethroat darter), 1045 nucleotides. RefSeq names its product kalirin-like. The transcript is spliced from 2 exons. The record is from RefSeq and is a predicted model, not a curated record. Lineage: Eukaryota; Metazoa; Chordata; Actinopteri; Perciformes; Percidae. Bases 1 to 582 code for a protein of 193 amino acids. Gene Ontology annotation, biological process: positive regulation of apoptotic process; intracellular signal transduction; protein phosphorylation. Gene Ontology annotation, cellular component: nucleus. Gene Ontology annotation, molecular function: ATP binding; protein serine/threonine kinase activity.